UACCUCAAGGGGUAAUUUGCAUGUGUUCUAGAUGAAUAUUCAAAAUAUCCUGUGAAUAUUCAUGAGCUGUAGCAACACUGAGGAGCGGGAAUCCCUUUUCCAGGGAAUUUUAAAAGGCAGGAUUGAUCCUUUGCCUCUCUCCCGUGAGUAAGGGAAGAAAACAUGGAAUUUAAUGAGGCUGGACAGGGUCAGAACAGGUUGGACCAGCUGGAGCAGCCUCUCCAUCCCUGGAAUUAUUCCAGGUGUGGCUGGAAUAAUGGAGCUUGGAGCAACCUGGGGUAGGGAAAGGUGUCCCUGCCUAUGGAAUGAGAUGAAUUUAAGGUUCAUCCCAACCCAAACCAUUCCAUGGUUUUGGUUUUUUUUUGGUGAAAUCUCAUCCUGGGAGGGUUUAGUGGAGAAGGCAGAGCUGGACUUUUCCCAUGGAAGCACAGUGAGGGAACCAGGGAUGAGCAGGAAUGCGGGAAACCGGGUUAGGUGGAAUUUUGAAUCACCGCGAGGGUGAUUAAACACCUGGAAAAAGGGAGCAGGGAAGUUUUGGGAGAGGCUCAAACUCACCCGGGCGAGGCUUUGAGCGCGGGGUUCCAUCCAAAACCUCUCCCAACCCUCGGAUUCUUCGGGAAUUCUUCGCCAACACUCACAAAUCCCCGCUGCUGUGACUCUCCCAACCCAGGGGGAACCUGCCAUGUCCAACCUCCCGCCUCUGGCAGCCGACAGGAAUUGCUUCUACAUCCUGACUGAGGACUGUGCCUAUGGAAACAAGUACUUCCAAGCCGGGAACCUGUGCUUCUGCAGCGAGAGGAGCUACCUGCGGAAUUUUUCCGAGGAUGGGCCCCCGGCUUGCUUCCUGAAGGUCAUCAUGCUGGACGACAGCUCCACGGUCACCAUCAACCUGGGAAUCCUGCAGCCCGUGCGCCAGGAAGCCGCCGGGUUCCUGCUGGCCAUCGGGAGCCACAGCGAGCGCUUGCAUUUUUUCCUGGAGAGGCAGAGCCUGGAGGGAGCUCUCCGAGCCGUGCCGGGUCAAAAUGUGAUGGUGGAGGUGGAGAGGGAAUUUUUCCCGGGAGUCGUGCGCUACAUCGGGAGCAUCUACAAGCCCAGCCUGGCUGUGCUGACCCCGGUGUUUUUUGGGGUGGAAUUGCAGGGAGAGGGGGAAAACAGAGGGAGAAGUGAUGGGUCCUACCACGGCACCGAGUACUUCAAGUGCAAGAGGAACUGUGGGAUCUUCCUGCCCUUCAGCAAAAUCCAGUUUAUUCCCACAUCAGGCAACGAUUAUGGGAAGCAGAAGCUGGGAAAACAGGACACGGAGGAGGUGGUUCCUGUGAAAGUGGGAGACGCCGUGAGCUUCUUCGUGGAUGAGAUCCCCACCAAAGGAAUUGCCAUGGCAGUUUACAGGGAAGGGAGCAAAUGGUUUGUGAAGGUUUGCCCGGAAGAAGAAGGAACGACUGACAUUUUCAGGGAAAUCCCCAUGGAAUCUGUUGUGAAGGAGAGCUUGCAAAGUUUUUUCCCAAUGUUCAACUCCGACGUGGGCUUUGGAAAACCAAACCAAACGAAAGGAGAAAUCAGCGAGAGCAGCGAGGAAGGGGAAGGUGGGAAUUCACCCCUGGAAGUGAAUUCCAUGGUCCAGAUUACCUUGGACAAGGGGAAUCAAGUUUCAGGAAUCAUCCGCUGGUUGGGCUACCUGCCCCAAAUCAAGGAAAAAAUGGCUGGAGUUGAACUGGAUGAAGACAAGGGGGUGACAGCUGGAGAGUGGCUGGGCAGGUCCUACUUCCACUGCGCCCCGAAGCGCGGCCUCUUCGUGAGGCUGAACUCCUGCCAGCCCGACGUGCGCUUCCAGAGCUUCCCCAGCUCCCAGCUGUCCCUGGGGGAUUUCAGAGGACAAGAAGUUCUUCCGGAGGGUGCAGAGAGUUUUCCUCCCCUCAGGAAUGAGGCAGCAGUCCGUGUUCUCCAAGGGCGGAUGAAGGGCAUCCAAGGCCAUUGUAAUUCCUGCUACAUGGAUGCAGCUCUCUUCAGCCUCUUCUCCUGUACCUCCGUGCUGGACUCCAUGCUCUUCAUGCCCUUCCCACUGUGUGACAGGAAUGUCCAGGGAAUUCUGCGGGAUGAGAUCGUCAAUCCCCUCCGUAGGAGUGGCUUUGUCAGGGCCAGCAGUGUGAUGCACCUCCGGGAGCAGCUCACGGACAAGGGCCAGUGCUCCAGCUUUACCAACGCUGAGAAAGAUCCUGAGGAGUUCCUCAAUCUCAUAAUGCAGCAGAUCCUGGGAAUUGAGCCACUACUAAAACUCCAGUCAGGAGGCCAGGAGCAGGGAUGUUACUGCUACCAGAUAUUUAUGGAUAAACAGGAGGAUUUGGUGGUUCCUGACGUGCAGCAGUUGGUGGAACGCUCCUUCCUGUCCUCAGAUCUGAAGCUGGUGGAGAUCCCAUCUUGCUUCAUUAUCCAAAUGCCACGUUUUGGGAAGGAAUAUAAAAUGUUCAGCAAAAUCAUCCCUUCCUUGGAGCUGGAUAUAACAGAUCUGCUGCUGGACAGUCCCAGGGAAUGCUGCCUGUGUGGGGAUGUUGCCACUCUGGAAUGCUCAGAGUGUUUCAAGGACAAAGUGUUUGCAGCCACGGGCCUGAAGCAGUUCUGCAGCUCCUGCUCCAAACAGGUUCACUCCCAUCGCCGCCGCAAAGCACACAAACCCAGGAAGCUGCACAUUCCAGAGGAAUUCCAGAGCUGGAGCACCCGGGGCUGCCAGCAGGUGCCUCGGGAGAAGCUGGAGCUGUUUGCAGUGCUCUGCAUCGAGACCAGUCACUACGUGUCCUUCGUGAAAUACGGCCCUGGCAACGAGCACUGGAUGUUCUUCGACAGCAUGGCUGACCGGCACGGCGGUGAAAACGGCUUCAACAUUCCCACGGUGACGCUGUGCCCGGAGAUCGCCAAAUACCUGGACUUGCCCCUGGCUGUGCUGGCCCUGGAGCAGCCUCGGGACAUGGACGGGGUGGCCAAACGCCUCUUUUGUGACGCCUACAUGUACCUGUACCAGAGCAGGAAAAUGGCACUUUACAAGUGACACUGUCCCAGAGCUGAUGGCAAGGAGCAACGUCAGGAAUGGGAGCUUGGAUCAUCCCAGGAGGUGGAAGCAGCCAAGUCUGGAUGCUCUGAGCUGCCUCUUCUCGCCUCUCUCGGUGUCAGAUUGUCCAAGCCAGGCUGGGUUAGUUAAAUCCUGGCUUUAUCCAGUGGUUGGUACUUGGGCACAGCUGGACUUGGAAUUAUUGAUGUUCAAAUUCAUUCUUAUUCCCCACAUUCCAUAAUUCUCCCUCUCCAGGUACUCUGCAGCUGGAGCAUCCCCACAUCCUUGUUUCCCUGCCAUUCCUUCCUUCCAAAGCUGAGGACCAGCAGAAAUCAAAACACAAGGAAUUAUCCACAGGUUUACCAAGAAACCACAACCAUUCCUAAAACACCCUCACCCACAUUUGUGGAGUGAGGAAAAUCAGGCCAGGAUUGAUUUUCCUCACCUGUGUCCCUCAAUUCCCUGCAGUUCCCUUAUCCAGCACUAACUGGCACUUUUACCCACCAUCCCUUAUUUCCAAUCAUGGAUAUCCUGAGCUGAAGCUAUGCUUUAAAAAUAGAUAUUUUUUUUUCAAGAACAAAACUGGAAGGAGGAUGGGAGCAGAGGAGCAACAUCUGGGCUCCUGCUGCUUCCUCUUUUUGGCAAAAUCUGCACAGGAUUCAGUGUUACAACCUCACUUCCAGCACUUUCUGUCCCAUCUUUGCAUCCACAUCCAAGUUCUGGGGUCAAAUACCAGAAUUCCAAGGGCAAAAAUAGAAAAAAAAUAAAAACGAGCACUCCGGGAUUUUCUGCAGGAGGUUUUAGGGUUUGGGUGCGAACUGAUGUUCCUCAAGUUAAAUUAAUUUCUGUACUUGGGGGUUCCCUGCUAUUAAGUGGGAAGUUGAGUCAGUGGGAUGCCGAAAUUCCACAAAAACCUCAAGGAAAGCAUCCAGGAUUCCCAGAUGUGCAGGUUUAACCCUGUUCCUCUCUUUUCCUCCCCUCUUUUAAUGCAGAGUGGAGUAAUUUUAACAAAGCCUGGAGCUUUGGAUCGGUCCUGGUGGCUUGGGAUGCGUGGUUUGGGAUCUUUCUGGCAUUCCAGGUGUUGCCAGCAGGUCCUGGAGGGAUUCUUUCCCUCUGCUCAGCUCUGAUAGGUCACACCUGGAAUAUUGGGUCCAAUCUGGGGCUCCCCAGUACAUGAGAGACAAAAUCCAAGGAAAAACCACAGAGAUGAUGAAGGGACUGGAGCAUCUCCUAUGAGGAGAUGCUGAGGGAGCUGGAAUUGCCCAGCCUGGAGGAAAAAAAAAAGGCACAGGAAUCUCCUCAAUAUCCAUAAAUACCUGAGGAGAAAGUGCAGAGACACCCAGGAGCUUCUCUGCCCACCAAAAUGGUUCCUAAACAUCAGGAAUUGCAUCUGUGAGGGUGACAAAUGCUGGCCCAGGUCACUCUCCUUGUUCUUCAUUCCUCCUCUCCCAAAAACUCAGGAAAAUCUCUACUCAGGUACAAUGGACUCCUCAUCUUUGGUGCUUUGCUUAAAAAAAUAAUGCAAUUUUUAGCAAACUGAUCCUGGAGUUCCUGGAGUUUUUUGGGGGUUUUUUUCUGUCUUAAAAUGGGAUACAAUGCUGUUGGAAUUCCCAGAAAUCCAAGACCAUCAGGCCAUGCUUUGUUAAGCUCUUAAUUGUUUUCUUCCCUGUAAUUUCUGCCAAGAUCCAAACCAUGGACAGAACAGCAAAGCCACAGGUUUGAUCCCUGGGGA
Molecule: messenger RNA, 4772 nt
Organism: Melospiza georgiana
Lineage: Eukaryota; Metazoa; Chordata; Aves; Passeriformes; Passerellidae
Product: ubiquitin carboxyl-terminal hydrolase CYLD-like
Exons: 14
Coding region: 683-3040 (785 amino acids)
Biological process (GO): protein K63-linked deubiquitination
Cellular component (GO): cytosol
Molecular function (GO): K63-linked deubiquitinase activity; cysteine-type deubiquitinase activity
Source: RefSeq, a predicted model, not a curated record